Rotaria sp. Silwood1 is the source of this 318-nucleotide messenger RNA. The record is from the annotation of a GenBank genome assembly. NCBI's taxonomy places the organism in Eukaryota, Metazoa, Rotifera, Eurotatoria, Philodinida, Philodinidae.
AUGCAAAUUGGCGUUCGAAUACUUUUUACUGGCUUAUUGUUAGCAGCUGUCCUUCAUGGUCAAGGAGGAGGUGAUGAAGGUGAUAGAAGUGGCAGUAGUGAUCAUAAAAAUGACGUUUGGGGUUACCCAAGAGAAAGCGAUUCUAAUGAGAAUUUAGGACAUCAGGUUACCAUUGAAGUUACGUGGAAUCCGGAUGAACGCCAGUUUACAGGUAAAUGGUAUGUGGAUACAAGUAUGUUUAGUGGUGAAGACGCAUUUGAACUCAAGUUUGAAAGACCACUAGGACAAUUAACAGACAAGAAAAACGACAAUCCUUAA